Microdochium trichocladiopsis is the source of this 570-nucleotide messenger RNA. RefSeq lists its product as uncharacterized. The record is from RefSeq and is a predicted model, not a curated record. Lineage: Eukaryota; Fungi; Ascomycota; Sordariomycetes; Xylariales; Microdochiaceae. The transcript is spliced from 2 exons. Bases 1 to 570 code for a protein of 189 amino acids.
AUGCAUGGCCGAUUUGUGCUGGCAAUGACACUGUGGCUGUGCGCCACUCACCUUCUGCAGGUACAGACACCGGGAAGACAUUACACGAACACCAAGAGCGGCUUAGACGUCUGCGCCUAUCGUAACAGAGACGCCGCCGACAUCAACGCUCUGCGAGGCGACGCAGGUGCCUUCAGGCCUGGUUCCAGAGACCCUUGUAAAGCCGCGUUCCCCCAAAAGCCGAGCCUCUCCAACCGCGUCUACCGGCGGGGCUGUGCAAGAGUCGCUGGCGUCUUGGGAAGUCAGUACCUUCCAAUCGCCUGUUGCCAGCCAAGCAUUGGCAGAACAUUGGCAGAUGGUGCCACGACACUAGCCCGCAACUUUGAUUUGUUACACACCAACUUUGUUCAACUCGAUCGACGCUCCAAAUGGAACUUGCGAUUGGAGCAGGCCACCAACAAGAAUCCACAAUUGCCUUGGCCUGCGUGUCGUGUUCUUAACGAGCCAAGAGUACAAGAGAUCGACGCUCAGCUAGUUGAAGAUGGCUGUGGAGAGACAGCGAAUGGUCGCCAAGAUUUGGCACAUUGCUAG